ACAGCUCAUCCCAGCCGAUGGUGAAGUUCCCAAAGAACAUUCUCACGAUCCCGGAUAAGACCAACAUCUCUUCGGUGAUGGCGUUCCUGACUGUACCACAUCCCCACCUGGCGAAGGACUGCACCAACUGCACGCCGGGCUUCAUCAGCAACAAAUCACUUUUCAGAAGUAUUGAUCUGAAAGCCGUGGCAGCCAUCAGCGUCCUGCUGUACUCCGGUGGCGAGGAGAUACAGGUUCGAGGACCCAUCCAGAUCAGUCUGCCGCUGGGCCACCACACACACCUCAGGGCCUCUGAUACUGUGCCAGCCUCCUUCAACCAGAAGACAGGUGGCUGGGAGAAUCAUGGUCUGGGAAUAGUUAAAACGGUUGGAAAUGAGCUGGUUUGGACCUACACCGCUUCCCAUCUGGGCUACUGGAUCGCCGCCCCUCUGCCUUCAUCAAGAGAUUAUCUGGGACAUGCAAACUCUUUGGAUUUCCUAUCUUACCAUACCUACCUGUUGGUAGGAAUACUGGGUGGAACUCUGGCCAUAGUGAUCGGAUUUCUGUCCCUGCUCUUGUGCCACUGUGGAGGUUCUUAUCGAGAGCCCAGGAGGAGGAGAGCACGUUUUUCCAAAUUGACGGUUGUAAAGAAAGACCAAACCACCUCCACCCACAUGGAAGAGGGCUUGUUGUUCCGAUCUGGCGACAACAGCCUCGCCACCUGCAGCAUCCAGUGCGAACCGUCAUCUACUCCAAGGCACAAAGCCAACUAUAACAUCUAUGUGGAGGAUCCAGGGACUCGUGCCACGGCACCGCUUUAUGAGAACAUCACUCCAGAUCGGAUGAAGGGUCCUCAGCCGCCACCUCACUACAUCAACAGUGAGGAGGUGUCUCGAUUAAGGGAGAAGUCGGAGCAGAACCGGGCCAACAUCAACUGCGACAACUUCUUUCAGGAUAAGCUGGUCCAUAUCUACAACCAGCCAGUGGCCAUUAUUCCCGCUCCCGAGCUCUUCAGUGCUCAGGAGCAGCAGCUACCAGGCUGCAAGUCCGCCACCUUCCCCCGCAACGGAAGUGAGUAUGAUGCUCACUCAGAGCCUGCAAGUAAAGACAGCUACACCCAGACACUACCCAAAGGGCAAGGCCCUAACAGUGUGUGGGGACGCUACAGUAACCUCCUUGAAUCCUCCGUCUCUGUGCCUGGGACUCUUAAUGAGGCAGCUGGCAUGGAGGGCUUCAACACCGGGCACGGCGUGCCCAGUGAGUUGCAGGGGAUUUCAGAGCGCACCUUGCUGGAGCUGACACGUGGCAAGUCCUUGUCGUCUCACCCCAGAGCCUGGUUUGUCUCCUUAGACGGGAAGCCAGCAGCGCAGGUCCGCCACUCCAUCAUUGAGCUCCAGAGCCACCACCGCCCGCCAAGCAGCAACGACACCAGCCUGGACUCAGGGGUGGACAUGAACGAGCCUCAGCAAAGCAUCCGCGAGACGGAGCGUGACCGACCUUCUAUCAGGGCUUCUUCCCUGCCGCACCACAGCCGUGGCGGGCGGUACGGCGAAGAGCAGGACCUGAGCAGCAGUGAGAGCGGCACCACUGCUACCUGCACACCAGAGGACCCGUCCCUGAGGAACAUUUUAGAUGGGAGCAGUGGGGCCAUUCCGAAUAUUCCUGAAGAGCGUGAUGGGAUGGAUACAUCCAGCGCUCAGGAGGACAGUGAAUCAAGAGGUACACCACCUCCCCGGCGCCUGAGGAAGGUUAGGGAGAAGGGGAAGACGGAAAAGAGGAGCGCCAAGCACAUCCGGGAGGGCAGACCUCUGACCAAGAGAAGCUAAAGCUUCUCAGGCUCAUUUCCCCACCCAUCAGUGCUUCAGUUAAAAUCCAAAUUAAGUAAUUCAUAUGAGUUUGUGUUCACACAGGCAUUGUUGUUGUUGAGUUCUGUGAUUGUACAACUUUGCCAAAGAAUGCAUAAGCUAGCUCAAGAAAUGAAUCAGCAUCUGUGUCACGUUAUGUAGCUGCUGUUAAGACGAGUUUGUGCACCGUGUUCUCUCAUUCUCCCAAAUCUGACGAUCACCAGCGAGAUUCCUCACAGCAGAUGUCCAUGUGAACACGAUGUCCCACAGUAUCCGGUUCUGGCAUUAUAGAGGGUGCCUUCUUACUGCCUGUAAUCGUUAAAUAGGGUUACGCAAAGGUGGUGUGUUUCGAUAUUUAGUAUAAAAAAAAUCUGGUGAGUUUGCAGGAUGGACACAGAUACAGGUCAAUGUGUAGUGCACUUAUCCUCACCAUAAAUGCCUGCUGUAUAUUAAAUAAGACGAAGAAGCUUUCCCAGUCCGCAGCACUCGCAUCUCGCUUUGUAUCCUACUGCCUCAUUCCACCAUAAAUGAC
Messenger RNA from Maylandia zebra (zebra mbuna), 2355 nucleotides. NCBI's taxonomy places the organism in Eukaryota, Metazoa, Chordata, Actinopteri, Cichliformes, Cichlidae. The record is from RefSeq and is a predicted model, not a curated record.